AUGAACUUCAUGAACUGCAGAGAGAACAGCCUCUCCGAGAUGCCAAUCCUGGUGGGAUCUCUGAGCAGCUUCACAGAGAAGAAAGGCUAUAGAUGUCCUGAAUGUGGGAGAGCCUUCAGCUCCAAGUCCUACCUUACUCAGCACUGGCGGAUCCACACAGGGGAGAGACCCUAUGAAUGCAGUGAGUGCACAAGGGCCUUCAGCCAGAGGGCAAACCUUACUCAGCAUCAAAGAAUUCAUUCUGGAGAGAAACCAUACAAGUUUGAGGACUGUGACAAAGCUUUCAGGUGGAGCUCCUCCCUCCGGGAGCACCAGAUCACCCACAGUGGCAGGAAGCCAUUUCUCUGUAACAAAUGUGGGAAAGGCUUCAGCAAACGCUCAGCCCUCCUCUCCCAUCAGAGGAUUCACACUGGCGAGAAACCCUAUCAGUGCAAUGAGUGUGGGAAGGCCUUUAGUGAUCAGUCAUUCUUCAGCCAGCACCGGAGGAUCCACAGUGGGGAGAAACCUUACGGAUGCAGUGAAUGUGGAAAGGCCUUUAGCUGGGCCUCAUCCCUUAAUCUCCACCAGAAAAUUCAUACAGGAGAGAAACGCUACAAAUGCAGUGACUGUGAGAAGACUUUCCGCUGCAGCUCCUCCCUCAGCCUCCAUCAGAGAACUCACACUGGGGAGAGUCCCUCCACGUGUAAGCAGUGCGGGGACGCCUUCAGGUACCGCUCCUCUCUAACCAAGCACGAGUGGACCCACAGCAUCAAGACACCCCGUGAGUGUAAGGAAUGUCUAAAAGCCUUUAGUUGUGAUUCAUCCCUUAAAGUACAUCGGAGGAUCCAUACCAGGGAGAAAUCCUACGCAUACAGUGAGGACCCCACGUCCGACGCGGGCCCCUUCCCUACCCCCACGGAAGGCGCCUCCCAACCCCCACCCCAGCCUCGACCGCCGCGGCGUCGCCCCUCAAGGACGCCCCUCAAGGACGCCCGCGCCGCCGCCCUGGGCUUCUCGCGCCCUCAGGCGUGCCUGCCCCUCGCCCUCGCGUCUCCUCCGACCACCUCGCGAUCGGACUUCGCGCCCAAGCCGCGACGCAUGCGUCCUGCCGCGCGUCUGCGCAUGCGCUCUGCCGGGCUGCGCGAGCGGGCGUGUCGAAAUCCCGGCCUCUCGUCGCUGGUUCCGCUGGGGGCGCUCGAGGCCGCGGCUGGACGGGGAGGAGCAGAGAGGGAAGAAGGCCCUGGCGCCGGCGUGGCCUUCCUCCCUGAGAUGCUCUUAUUCGCUGAGGAUUUUGAUAAAAGAUCCAAACCGGGGCCCACUCAGGACCUUCUGCAACAAUGGUGGUACGGCUUCUCCCCCGUGUGGAUUCUCUUGUGCUCCGUCAAGGAGGAGCUGCGGCCAAAGGAUUUGUCACACUCGCUGCACUGGUACGGCUUCUCCCCUGUGUGCACCCUCCGCUUCGCCGGAACACCGCGGUCGCGGGGAAGCGACAGCCACGGGCUGUCCUCUCUGCCUGGAGUCCAAACCAGCAAGGGCUUCCUCCAGGGCAGCCAUGCGGCCCUCAUUCACCACUACGUCAUCCACACUGGGGAGAAGCCGUUUGAGUGCCUGGAGUGCGGGAAGGCCUUCAACCACAGGUCGUACCUCAAGAGGCACCAGAGGAUCCACACUGGGGAGAAGCCCUAUGUGUGCGGUGAGUGUGGAAAGGCCUUCACCCACUGCUCUACUUUCAUCUUGCACAAAAGGGCCCACACUGGAGAAAAACCCUUUGAGUGCAAAGAAUGUGGGAAAGCCUUUAGCAAUCGUGCAGACCUCAUCCGACACUUCAGCAUCCACACUGGGGAGAAGCCCUACGAGUGCACGGAGUGCGGGAAGGCCUUCAACCGCCGGUCAGGGCUCACGAGGCACCAGCGGAUUCACAGCGGAGAGAAGCCCUAUGAAUGUGUCGAGUGUGGGAAAACCUUCUGCUGGAGCACCAACCUCAUCCGACACGCCAUCAUCCACACCGGAGAGAAGCCCUAUGAGUGCAGUGAGUGUGGGAAAGCCUUCAGUCGCAGCUCGUCCCUCACUCAGCAUCAGAGGAUUCAUACUGGGAGAACCCCUGUCCGUGUAACCGAAGUGGGAAGACCCUUCACGAGCGGGCAGUCCUCAGUCAACCUUCAAGAGCUCCUGUUGGGGAAAGACUUCUUGAAUGUAACCACUGAGGAAACUUCUUACUCAGAAUCUGAUCGUUCAUACCAAAGAGAACCCCCUCAGUUUCCUUCCCGAUGAGAAACCCUCUGUUGCAGGACAUCAUUUGUCAUCUGAGGAGUCAGACGGGAAAGUUAUCCCAUCUGGAGCCUUACCCUGCAUCUGAGAAUUCAUCCAGGGAGAGACCCAGUGAUUAUGUGCACAUAGGAAAACCUCCAGCUACAUGUUUUUCCUUGUUUUACACUGCAGUAAUA
This is a messenger RNA of Enhydra lutris kenyoni (northern sea otter), 2423 nucleotides long. Its product is annotated as zinc finger protein 543-like. The coding region runs from base 1 to 2250 and encodes 749 amino acids. The record is from RefSeq and is a predicted model, not a curated record. The transcript has 8 exons. Gene Ontology annotation, molecular function: RNA polymerase II cis-regulatory region sequence-specific DNA binding; DNA-binding transcription factor activity. Gene Ontology annotation, biological process: regulation of transcription by RNA polymerase II. NCBI's taxonomy places the organism in Eukaryota, Metazoa, Chordata, Mammalia, Carnivora, Mustelidae.